Messenger RNA from Physella acuta, 1197 nucleotides. RefSeq lists its product as uncharacterized. The record is from RefSeq and is a predicted model, not a curated record. Lineage: Eukaryota; Metazoa; Mollusca; Gastropoda; Physidae.
GCAUUUUUUACUAGACUGGAUUUUAAUUUUAAUUCAAAUUCAUAGAAGCUGUAUAAUCAAGAUGCUAUCCAUUCAUCCAUCUCUAUGGGACUCGAUAGUAUAUAAGGUGCUUUAGUUGCUCUGCCUGUCUACCUAUUCCAAUGCACCUAAAUAUUUCAGUCUAUUGAAUAAAUUCGUGUACCAAAUAAUGAAUGUUGCUAGAUCGAUGAUGGUAAUUUUCAUCGACAACUAUUGAUCUCACAAACAAGGCGCUGGUCUGAAUUCUGAUUCAAAUCUCCAGCAUUGAGGGACUAAAAUGUAAUCUUUACUUGAGCUUCUCAUAACUGUGGUCUCCAACUUGAGGUUUGUUUAUAAGGAAUGUGCGUUUAUCUGACGUGACCCGCUGUGACGUCAGACGUGACCCGCUGUGACGUCAGACGUGACCCGCUGUGGCGUCAGACGUGACCCGCUGUGACGUCAGACGUGACUCGCUGUGACGUCAGACGUGACCCGCGGGGAUGUCCGACUCGUGGAGGCUAGCUAUGAUCCUGGCUGUGCUACUGGCAGCCAUAGGGGUAUUGCUGCAUGCCAUAGGGGUGGUGACCCCAGGUUGGUCCGUCUACCCCCCGCUCAAGACGGCCUACGGUCUGUGGUCCCAGUGUGCCGCCUCUGUCUGUGUGAGCAUCGUGGGGAGCUCCUUCAAUACAGCCAGUUACCAGGCGUGUCAGGCCCUGUCAAUCAUCGGGUUGCUCCAGGGGACAACCGGGGUUGUCGUGUCAGGGGUGCACAUCGUCAGGUCACUCAUGGAUAAAGACACGAUCACUUUGCUCCCAAAGCUGUCAGCGGCUGCAUGUUUCGCUUCGUUCACGGCCAUCACCAUUCUGAUCAUCGUCUGGGGUGUGGACGUCCACUCGACCUACGAACAGGCGGGCUUUGAUGUCGGCUACUCGGCUUUUCUUUGCAUCGCUGGGGCUGUGCUUCUGGCCCUGGGGGGCGGGGCCAUGCUGUGUGCCAACCGGCUGGAUUCACAGACUUUCUAAAAAAAAUUGGUCUGACGGCUGUUUGAAUACUGUUUCAAAUGGCACUCAAAAAUAUUUUGUCUCACUUCUGUGCUGUUUGAGUACUGAUUCAAAUGGCACCCCCAGUUUACAUGGAUAUAAUUUGUUUUCAUAUAAAUUGUUUUAAAUUUCAUAACUACUAUGCACUUUCUGUGUUAAG